Molecule: messenger RNA, 576 nt
Organism: Ctenocephalides felis (cat flea)
Lineage: Eukaryota; Metazoa; Arthropoda; Insecta; Siphonaptera; Pulicidae
Product: protein C10
Exons: 1
Coding region: 36-383 (115 amino acids)
Biological process (GO): post-embryonic development
Source: RefSeq, a predicted model, not a curated record
UUAGGAAAUUAAAUAUAUUCUUUCAAUUUGAAAAAAUGUCUUACUCAAACUUUACCAAUGAAUGUGCGCGUUCAGUUCUAGAAGACAUCAUUAGCGCCAUUAAUUCCUCUGAAAAUUUAUGUAAAAUCAGUGCGGCUAAAGAAAGCGCUGGUAGUGAAAUGUUAAAAAUGAUGCAGUUAAUAUUUCCUCUCAUAAUGCAAAUAGAAAUGGAAGUAUUGAAGGAUUAUGGGUUUCCCGAAGGACGAGAAGGAAUUGUUCAAUUCUCACAAAUGUUACAAAAAUUUGCACGUCAUGAUCCUGAAAUUGCUCGAUUGCAUCAACAAAUUCAGUCUCAUUACAUGUCAACAUUACCUAUAAACAGGGAUCUUGAUAAUGCUUUGUAAAUGUGCAUAUUUUAUAAUUUAAAGUGUUGAACCCUCUCUUGAUAUAAGGCAAUAAGUAAAUAAUGAACAAUUGAGAAAAUGUUUCUAAAACCAUUGUAGCUGCUUGACAUUCCAUGAAAUUUUUAUAGAAUGAAAUAUUUAGUUUUCUCAUCUGAAUUCUUAUGUUAAAAUAUUAAUUCCUCCGAUUUUUGUG